GUGUCCUGCCAUUGACUUUGACAGAUAAAGACGUGAAGUCCACCCGUUCCACAAUCAGUUCUCCGAACUGUAUCAGUCUGGCCUCCGGAUGACUCUAUACGAAAAGUGAUCUGCGGCGACCAGUCAAUGUUUUGAGGCCUCAAAAUAGUUCGUGGCGAGAAUACUCGCUUCAUUGAUCCGCGACUGAAGCUCCAGCACGGGUUGAUACCUCCGAACAUAGGCAAGAUGAUAAAAGCAAUUCUGGUCUUCAAUAAUCACGGCAAGCCGAGGCUCAGCAAAUUCUACUGUCGCUACAGCGAAGACGAACAGCAACAAAUCGUCCGUGAGACUUUCCAGCUCGUUUCGAAACGUGAGGACAAUGUGUGCAAUUUCCUCGAGGGGGGAACCCUCAUCGGAGGCAGCGAUUACAAAUUGAUUUACCGUCACUAUGCAACUCUGUUCUUCGUGUUCUGCGUCGAUUCCUCCGAGAGUGAACUUGGGAUUCUUGAUCUCAUUCAGGUAUUCGUGGAGACGCUCGACAAGUGUUUUGAAAAUGUGUGCGAGCUGGACCUGAUCUUCCAUGUGGAUAAAGUUCACUACAUUCUCAACGAGCUGGUCAUGGGUGGCAUGGUCCUCGAAACGAACAUGGGGGAAAUCAUCACCAGGAUCGAGGAGCAAAGCAAAAUCGAACGCCAAGAAAACGGACUCAGUGUUUCCGCAGUCAAAAACAUCAAUAUAGGACAACAGAUUAAGGACAUCAAACUGCCGGAUCUACCCUCUAUCGACAAGACCAAAUUUGCGAUCCUGAGAACUAUGAAAGGACGAGACAGCGAGCACACAUUCCUUAAUUGAGCAUACACACAGUGUCUCGACCUCACCAACAUUUGAUAAUCAAGCGAUCGCAUCCGAGAGAGCUGUCGCUGAGCGGUACUGGUGAUGAUUAUUACUUACCUCU
This is a messenger RNA of Galendromus occidentalis (western predatory mite), 934 nucleotides long. RefSeq names its product AP-3 complex subunit sigma-2 or (gene or). The transcript has 4 exons. The record is from RefSeq and is a predicted model, not a curated record. Gene Ontology annotation, biological process: Golgi to vacuole transport; protein transport. Gene Ontology annotation, cellular component: AP-3 adaptor complex. Lineage: Eukaryota; Metazoa; Arthropoda; Arachnida; Mesostigmata; Phytoseiidae. Bases 226 to 831 code for a protein of 201 amino acids.